ACUAGAUCAUGUCACAUAUGAGCUGAGUGAACUUAAACUAAUUCUUCAAUGUAUGCCCUACAUUACAGAAAUGAGGUUCAGUGCUGCUCUCAGACAGCCCAAAGACAUCCACAAAAUUGUUAAGAUUGUUGUUGAUCUUUUCAUUCUUGCAUCUGAAAGUGGAGGGGGGAAACUAAGAAGCCUUUCUACAGCAUGCCGUUACUCAACCUUUCCCUUCGCUGAAGACAGCAAAGACAUGCAGAGCUCUUUCCUUAUGGGUCUCUUCACCCAGUUGAAGGAAAGUUCAUCAUGGAAGACUGCACUACCAGCAUUGAAGCCCAUUCUUCAGGUUGCCCCUGCUUUAUGGACAUUGGACCUACAAAAACUAGAGAAGACUUUUGCUCUUACUGAACUACUGAAGCUUCAGGCCAUCAAAAAAACUGUGGAGCUCAUAAGCUGGUCAUGUGAAAGAGAAAAACUUAGGAGUUUCCUAAAUUGUUUACCCUAUAUUUCACACCUUUGCUGUAAUGAGCAGUUUUUCCAGUCUGUGUGUGAAGUCCUUUCAGCAGACAGCGAAUGGAAUCCAAAACAGAUUGCUGAGCUUUUAAGAUCCCUUGGUUUUAGCAUUUCUUUGAUAGACAUGCUGCCAAGUCGCCUCUGCGAAGCUGUUGGCAAUGUUUUUAAACUGCUGGACAAAGAGGAGGACAUCUCCCUCAGUCUUCUUCCUCAAAGGAUCUCUUGUCAAGGUUGUGCCUACCUCUUUUCAAAUGUGAAAAAGCUUCAAACAUUGAG
This is a messenger RNA of Sinocyclocheilus grahami, 771 nucleotides long. RefSeq lists its product as uncharacterized. The annotation marks the transcript as partial. The record is from RefSeq and is a predicted model, not a curated record. The transcript is spliced from 3 exons. NCBI's taxonomy places the organism in Eukaryota, Metazoa, Chordata, Actinopteri, Cypriniformes, Cyprinidae.